This is a messenger RNA of Prosopis cineraria, 1221 nucleotides long. Its product is annotated as NDR1/HIN1-like protein 6. Gene Ontology annotation, cellular component: plasma membrane. Lineage: Eukaryota; Viridiplantae; Streptophyta; Magnoliopsida; Fabales; Fabaceae. The record is from RefSeq and is a predicted model, not a curated record.
ACACGUGACUGAGAAGUCUUUAGCUCAGAUGGAAAACCAAGCCUAGAUAUUUUCCUUCAGGGUUCAGGCCAUGCACAGUCAAUAAGAGCAAGCGCCUUAUGAAUAUUCUUAUAUUCAAACCCUUCUUGCAAACCUAAACCUGUAUCAUCAAUCAACAUCUACCAUAUCCAUAUAUAUAUACACAAGUAUAGAAGAAAUAACAGAAGAAAUAGAAACCUUCAGUUUCUGAGAUUUCCUGAACCAACAUGGCUGAUCAUCAACAGAGAAUUCACCCAGUCCAAGAUGUAGAGGCAUCACCACACACACCCUCCGCACCACUUUUCCCAAGAGACACGUCAAAGUCCGACCGCGUGCCGGUGAAGGAACGAGCCGUGCAGGUGGUGGAGCAUCCCCAACCACCUCCGAAGAAGAGAAGAUCAAGAAGCUGCUGCUGCAAGUUUCUGUGCUGGACCAUAAGCCUUCUGCUGAUACUAAUAGUAGCAAUAGGCAUAACCAUAGGAAUUCUGUUCCUUGUUUUCAGGCCGAAGCUUCCCAAAUACUCAAUAGACGGACUUAGAGUAACCCAGUUCAGUCUUUCAGAAGACAACAAUCUGGCUGCAACUUUCAACGUGACAGUCACAGCUAGAAACCCAAACAAGAAGAUUGGAAUACACUAUGAAGGAGGCAGCCAUGUGAGUGCUUGGUACAUGGACACAAAAUUAUGUGAAGGGUCUUUGCCUAAGUUCUAUCAGGGUCAUAAGAACACUACAGUGCUUCAUUUGCCUCUUUCUGGGCAAAUACAGAAUGCAACUGGGUUGCAAACUGUGAUUCAGGAGCAGCUGCAGCAGACAGGGAAUAUUCCUCUGAAUCUUAAGGCAAAGCAACCCGUGAGGGUGAAGCUUGGGAAAUUGAAACUGUUCAAAGUAAAGUUCAGGGUCAGGUGCAGGCUUGUGGUGGAUAGCUUGGAAAGUAAUAAUGAGAUUAAGAUUGUUAGUAGCAGCUGUAAGUUCAGGCUUAGGCUGUGAAUUCAUUCUUAACAGAAUAAGGCCUUUUCUGGUUAUACUAGUAUCAUCAUCAUUAUUUUUUUCCUAUUGGAUUUGUACAUGUUUCAAUAAGAGAUGGAGGAUUAGAUUGGGUUUUUCCUCUCCAUCCAUACUUGAGAUGCCACUCCCGUUCUUAGAUUACAAUUUCCAGAGACCUCUCUUUUACAUUAUAUAUAGUAUAAGAUUAUUAAAAGAAUUA